Messenger RNA from Linum tenue, 3342 nucleotides. The record is from the annotation of a GenBank genome assembly. NCBI's taxonomy places the organism in Eukaryota, Viridiplantae, Streptophyta, Magnoliopsida, Malpighiales, Linaceae.
AUGGCCGUGCUAAUACUAUGCUCUUCUACUGUAUGCUGCGGCAGUGUCAAUUAUACUCUUGCGCUCACAGAGCACAUUAAAUUUUCUCCUUUGAGCUGUAGUGAAGUGUCUUUAGGGAGUGUAAAGGUUGCAAAUUUGAGGUUCUCGUCAUCUGGGUAUCUGGCAAAUGGAAAGAAAAUCAGGAAACGGAAAUUGGGUUUACGUGUGUUUGCGGCAGAAAGCCAACCCCUUGAGGUGGCAGUGACAGGGAAACUUGGGAAUCGGGUAUCCUCUGAGGAUGUUGUUAGCUUUCUUAGUUCAACUUCAGACUUGACUGCUGCUUUCUCCUACUUCAAUUGGGUUUCGAAGUUUCCUAACGUUGUUCACACCACUCAAACAUGUAAUCAAAUGCUUGAGCUCUUGAGGGGUCACGGAAGGGUUGCAGACAUGGUAACCGUGUUUGACAUGAUGCAGAAGCAGAUCAUAAGGCGGAGUGUUGAUACAUAUUUGAUUAUUUUCAAGGCCCUCCAAAUUAGAGGUGGGCUCAGGAAAACACCAUUUGCGCUAGAGAAGAUGAAAGAAGCAGGGUUUGUUUUGAAUGCAUAUUCGUAUAAUGGCUUGAUCUACUCACUACUUCAAUCUGGCCUUUGUCGAGAAGCGCUAGAGACGUAUAGACGAAUGGUCUCAGAAGGUCUCAAGCCGAGCCUUAAGACUUAUUCCGCUCUUAUGGUAGCAUUGGGGAAGAGAAGGAACAUAGAAGCAGUGAUGGAUUUGUUGAAAGAGAUGGAGAGUAUAGGAUUGAGACCAAACGUUUACACAUACACCAUAUGCAUUAGAGUGCUAGGAAGGGCUGGUAAAAUCGAUGAUGCUUGCAGGAUUAUGAAGAGAAUGGAUGAUGAAGGCUGUGGACCUGAUGUCGUUACUUAUACAGUUCUUAUUGAUGCUCUUUGUACAGCAGGCAAGCUUGACAAAGCUGCAGAAUUGUUCUUAAAGAUGAAGGCUAGUCGUCACAAGCCCGACAGGGUAACCUAUAUCACUAUGCUGGACAAGUUCAGUGAUUGUGGGGACCUGGAUAUGGUCAAAAAGAUUUGGAAGGAAAUGGAAGCUGAUGGUUAUGUCCCUGAUGUAGUUACUUAUACCGUGUUGGUAAGUGCUUUAUGCAGAUCAGGCAAUAUUGAUGAUGCAUUUCGUACAUUGGAUGUCAUGAGGAAACAAAACAUUCAUCCAAAUCUUCAUACGUACAACACUUUGAUUUGUGGACUCUUGAGAUUGAACAGGUUAGCAGUUGCACUAGAUAUAUUUAAGGAUAUGGACAAUGCAGGUGUUAAGCCCACAGCUUAUACAUACAUCCUUUUCAUCGAUUACUAUGGGAAAUCUGGUGAUUCUAGAAGAGCCAUUGAGACCUUUGACCUAAUGAAAACAAGUGGGAUUGCUCCUAACAUUGUUGCUUGUAAUGCAUCUCUAUACAGCCUCGCUGAAAGUGGCAGGCUUGGAGAAGCCAAAGCUAUUUUCUAUGGGUUGAAAAGAAGUGGGCUUGCUCCAGAUUCAGUGACCUACAACAUGCUGAUGAAGUGCUACAGUAAGGUGGGGCAAGUAGAUGAAGCUAUUAAUUUACUGUCUGAGAUGGUGGGAAAUCAUUGUGAACCUGAUGUCAUGGUGAUUAAUUCUCUGAUUGAUAUGCUUUACAAAGCGAGUCGAGUGGAUGAGGCAUGGGAAAUGUUCAGUAGAAUGAAGGGCAUGAAACUUGCACCUACUGUUGUGACCUACAACACACUGCUAGCAGGUUUGAGAAAAGAAGGUAAAGUCCAGAAGGCAAUUGAUUUAUUUGAGAGCAUGAAGGCACAAGGGUGUUCCCCAAAUACAGUAACCUUGAACACACUACUAGAUUGCCUUUGCAAAAAUGAUGAGGUUGAUUUAGCCUUGAAGAUGAUGUAUGAAGUUAACUGUGGCUGUGAUGUUCUCACUUUCAAUACCAUCAUUCAUGGUUGUGUGAAAGAAAAUAGAGUUAAUGAUGCGAUUUGGGUCUUCUAUCAAAUGAAGAAGUUUCUUAGGCCUGAUCAGAUUACUUUGUGCACCUUGCUUCCUGGUAUUGUAAGGUGUGAGCAGAUUGAGGGGGCUUUCAAGAUUGCUGAGGAGUUUGUUCAUGGAUCACGGGUGGAUGGUUCUUUCUGGGAAGAUUUAAUGGAAGGGAUUUUAACUGAAGCCGGGACAGAGAAAUCUAUUGCAUUUGCUCGAAGGGUGGCAAGCGCUAGGCUCUGUUUGGAUGACUCCAUAUUGUUUCCUGUCAUCAAAGUUUUCUGUAAGCGUAGGAAGGCAUUGGAAGCUAAAAAUGCAUUUUCAAUGUUUACAAAGGAAGUGGGAAUUGCACCAACGAAGAAAUCUUACAACUGGCUAAUUGCUGCUCUGCUUGCAGUGCGCAACUCUGAUGCAGCUUGGAAUCUUUUUGAGGAAAUGAAGGCUCAGGGUUUAACUCCUGACGUAUUCACCUACAACAAUUUACUCAAUGCUCAUGGGAAGUCUGGCAAGAUUAAUGAGCUCUUCAAACUAUAUCAAGAGAUGAUCUACAAAGGGUGCAAUCCAAAUGAUAUAACCCACAACAUAGUUAUCUCCAACCUUGUGAAAUCCAAAUGCAUGGAUAAGGCCAUGAAUUUGUUCUAUGAUCUCAUUAGUGGUGGUAGUGAUUUCUCUCCCACUCCUUGCACCUAUGGCCCACUAAUAGACGGUCUUCUAAAAUCUGGGAGAAUCGAGAGAGCAAAACAGCUGUUCGAGGACAUGGUGGAAUACGGUUGCAAGCCCAAUUGUGCUGUGUACAACAUUCUCAUGAAUGGAUUAGGGAAGAAAGUUGGCGAUGUGGAUACUGCCUGUGAAUUGUUUCAAAGGAUGGUAAGAGAAGGAGUAAGACCAGACUUGAAAACUUAUUCCAUUUUAGUCGACAGCCUUUGCUUGGCAGGGAGAGUGGAUGAAGCUCUGCACUACUUCGAGGAAUUAAAGCAGACUGGUUUAGAACCAGAUGUGAUUGCAUACAACGUGAUGAUAGAUGGACUGGGGAGAUCUGGUAGGAUAGAAGAAGCUCUUGCAUUUUUCGAAGAAAUGAGAAAUAGGGGUCUCAAACCUGAUCUCUACACAUAUAAUUCUCUGAUUCUGUAUCUCGGGAUUGGUGGAAUGGUGGAACAAGCAAAGAAGAUGUACGAGGAGCUGGAAAUGGUGGGCCUCGAGCCUAACGUGUUCACUUACAAUGCUCUGAUCCGGAGUUACAGUGUUUCGGGGAAAUCUGAUCUCGCUUAUGUUGUCUAUGAGAAGAUGAUGGUUGGCGGCUGCAGUCCUAACGAUGGAACAUUUGCUCAGCUUCCUAAUACGUCGUAA